This is a messenger RNA of Prosopis cineraria, 819 nucleotides long. RefSeq names its product 40S ribosomal protein S12-like. NCBI's taxonomy places the organism in Eukaryota, Viridiplantae, Streptophyta, Magnoliopsida, Fabales, Fabaceae. Gene Ontology annotation, molecular function: structural constituent of ribosome. Bases 141 to 563 code for a protein of 140 amino acids. Gene Ontology annotation, cellular component: cytosolic small ribosomal subunit; ribosome. The record is from RefSeq and is a predicted model, not a curated record. Gene Ontology annotation, biological process: translation. The transcript is spliced from 5 exons.
CCUCGUGAAAACCCUAGAGAAAGAACUCUUCUGCCUUCUAUAAACCUUCUUUUCGUUUGGCUCGCGUCUUCUCACUUGUUGCCGUCGCCUCCAUCUCCUUCAGAAACAAGCAAGCUUUUCAUCUCCGAGGCUUCCACAAAAUGUCAGGAGAGGAAGAAGUAGCAGUUCCUGCUGAGGCUUCAGCACCCUUGGGUGAGAGCAUGGACAUCAUGACUGCCUUGCAGCUUGUGCUAAGGAAGUCACUUGCUCAUGGGGGACUCGCACGAGGACUCCAUGAAGGUGCCAAGGUGAUAGAAAAGCAUGCUGCACAUCUCUGCGUGCUUGCUGAGGACUGUGAUCAGCCAGAUUAUGUUAAAUUGGUCAAGGCACUUUGUGCUGAUCAUAAUGUGAAAUUGAUGACAGUUGCUAGUGCUAAAACUCUCGGCGAAUGGGCUGGUUUGUGCAAGAUUGAUUCUGAGGGCAAGGCAAGGAAGGUGGUUGGCUGCUCCUGUGUUGUUGUGAAGGAUUUUGGAGAGGAGUCGCCAGCAUUAGAUAUUGUUCAGCAGUACAUAAAGGCUCAAUAAAUUGGGGCAAAAACGAAAUAUGGGAGAGCAUGAAAUGUCUUUGUUUAGGAACAGGUCUUCAGUAGGCAGUAUCUUUUAUAUUGUUCUUGGUCUUUUGUUGUGUGGAACAUUAAGAUAAGAUCUUCUGUGUUUUUGCGUAUUUCCUGAGGAGUUGAUGAUUUGUAUGCUUAACUUGGGGAAAUUAAUGAGUUUUACUCUCGAGAGCAUGUAACGUUAUAUUUUUCUUCAUCCAUAUCUAAAUUUCAGUUUUUAUUUA